Limanda limanda (common dab) is the source of this 1892-nucleotide messenger RNA. RefSeq names its product chromobox homolog 2 (Drosophila Pc class) (gene cbx2). Bases 3 to 1595 code for a protein of 530 amino acids. Gene Ontology annotation, cellular component: PRC1 complex; heterochromatin. Lineage: Eukaryota; Metazoa; Chordata; Actinopteri; Pleuronectiformes; Pleuronectidae. The record is from RefSeq and is a predicted model, not a curated record. Gene Ontology annotation, biological process: negative regulation of transcription by RNA polymerase II. The transcript has 5 exons.
ACAUGGAGGAGCUGAGCGCCGUUGGGGAGCAGGUCUUCGACGCGGAGUGCAUUUUAAACAAGCGCUUGAGAAAGGGAAAGUUGGAGUUCCUCGUCAAGUGGAGGGGAUGGUCGUCCAAACAUAACAGUUGGGAACCCCAGGAAAACAUCCUUGACCCGAGACUGUUGGGUGCCUUCAAAAAGAAAGAGCAAGAAAAGGAGCUCCUGUUACGUAAGAAAGGGAAAAGACCCAGAGGACGACCACGGAAAAUCCUUGAAAAUGUGCCUGAAGCUCCAAAAUCAAGCAGCUCUUCAUCUGGCUCAUCGUCGUCAUCCUCCGAUUCCUCAUCCUCCUGCUCGUCCUCUUCGUCCUCAUCAGACGACGACGAUGAAGACGGUGGCGUCAAGCCGGCGACCCAGAGUCUCAGAACACGAGACCAUCCCGUCCCCCAGAAGAAGGCCCAGAUCGUCGUGGCGAAACAGGAGCCCCCGAAGAAGCGGAGCAGGAAACCGCUGACCCCCGACCCGAAGGAGUUCCAGCAGAACAAAGGCCUUCGCAAAAUCCUGAAGACGUCAAAAGAUACAGAUCUCCCAGGAGCAAUCAAAAAGCCUGUUCACCCGGCAAGCUUCACCUUCAUGGGUUUCCAUCGGAACUCUGGUCGGGAUACACCGGGUGGUCCGACCAGGGGCUCUCCAACCCAGGGAGGGGCCGUUAAAAACUCCAUGAGCUCCGCGGGAUCUGGAAAAUCCGUCCAACCCGCCUCCCUCUCUCUGAACAAAUCCGUCCAGAGCAGGAGCCUCACCGAGGGCAAACUGUCAAUCUCCAGCAUGAGCAGCGGGGCGGGUCUGGAUUUGAACACAGCUGCUGGUAAAUCAAAAGGGGUGGCAGCGUUGAAUUUGAAUACAUCCAAACACCCCAUUCAAGGCACCACUCAGCACACACUGAGCUCCCCCAAUGGACAAAAGAAAGCCCAGGCCCCCGUGUCAGCACUGCAGCGGUUGCCCAACACCAGAGCAGUCGCUUCUGUACCAACUAAGAGCGCCUCCUCCAAUCCAGGUUCUGGCCUUCAGCCGCUUAACCUCCAGAACAAACCAGUGCAAAGCAAUAGUGCUCCUGGGAAUGGUGCCACGCCAGUGUCGGGCCUGAGAAAUGCAACAAACCCGGCAAGGAAAGCUACUGUCGCACAAAACAAGGACUACAGUGCUCCAAAGAGUCCAGUAGCCCUGGGAAGGCCGCUGACCAGAAAGAACCAGCCGGGUGCAGACAAGGUCAAGGAGCCGACUGAGAUCCAGGCCUCUAGAGUCCAAGGCAGGCUGGAGAAGAGCACGGUGCACAAAUCCUCCGCAGAGGCCCAGAGCCAACCGGAGAGACCGGCCUUCAAGGACGGCAAGAAAGCCAAAACGAACGACAUGAGCACGGGUGAAGAGGAGACCAGCUCGGACUCUGACCAAGAUUCUUCCUUCAUCGGACAGGAUCGCGCCUCCAACCAGGACUGGAAGCCCACACGUAGUCUGAUAGAGCACGUGUUUGUCACGGAUGUCACCGCCAAUCUAGUUACCGUCACAGUCAAGGAGUCACCGACCAGCGUGGGCUUCUUCAGCAUGCGCAACUACUGAUGGGAUUCCAGACGCUGCAAAAUCAGACGGGCUAUGAAACCCACAGAGGGGAUUUGAGCUCUGAACUAAAUAAAACCCCUUUUUUUGCUCGGGAACUCCUGAGGAACUCAUCGGGGAGUGGAGGUCAUUUAACAUUUCAAUUUUUUUUCAAUAAUAGACUCAUUUUUAGAUACAUAAAGAAACUGAACAGGACAUCAGUUAUUGAUUGUAAUUAUUUAUUUGCUUGUGGCUACAAAUUGUGCAAGAAAGAUGUUCGGUCUCCUAUGAUAAUCUCAAGUAAACAAAUCUUCUCAACGA